This is a messenger RNA of Astyanax mexicanus (Mexican tetra), 1726 nucleotides long. It is a transcript of the gene mid1ip1b, whose product is annotated as MID1 interacting protein 1b. Gene Ontology annotation, cellular component: cytosol. NCBI's taxonomy places the organism in Eukaryota, Metazoa, Chordata, Actinopteri, Characiformes, Acestrorhamphidae. The transcript has 2 exons. The coding region runs from base 548 to 994 and encodes 148 amino acids. The record is from RefSeq and is a predicted model, not a curated record. Gene Ontology annotation, biological process: regulation of lipid biosynthetic process.
GCUGGCUCGCUCGCGCUGUCUGAGACUCGCCUCAGGAACAUAAAGCUAAACGGCAUCUCUGUUAGGUUAUCUUUAUAACGGAUUUAUCGUUAUCUAACAUCUCUCCUACCGUUAUUAUCGGAGGUUGUGGGUUACCGGGUGCACGGAGAAACGUUUAAAGGUCACUGUUAUCUGCUUACAUUUUCUCUCAAGAGGGGAAAAAAAGAAGGUGGAUCGACAGUUGAAGGAAACGCCCAUUGCUUUUAAAGUAACCUACACCUUCCUGCACCUACAGUACGGAGACCUCUAUCCAGCAGCACCACUGGAACAAGGUUAGCGGAGGUCUGGACGAUUUUAAGCCGUUUUAAGCAGCGCUUUUCCGGCACACGCCCCGUUCUGAGUAGAUAUCCAGCCAAUCAUUCAGUCGACUCCCUCCCUGCGAGUAUAUAGGAGGAUUACCCGUUUCACUCUGACGUUCAUCCGUUUAGCUAAUUACUCAUAACUUCUUCUUCAGCCAUUUUAGGAGUAUCUAAACUAUCUCUACGCUCGCCCUCACGGAUCAGUCAAGAUGAUGCAGAUCUGCGACUCGUACAACCAAAAGAACUCUCUCUUCAACGCCAUGAACCGAUUCAUCGGCGCCGUGAACAACAUGGACCAGACGGUGAUGGUGCCCAGCCUGCUGAGGGACGUGCCGCUGGACGAGGAAAAGGAGGUAAAGGCUUCGCCCACCUUCUUCCAGCACGGAGACAUGUACGGCUACUACGUGCUCCUCAAGUCCAUCAGGAACGACAUCGAAUGGGGAGUCCUGCAGGGCGACGAGAGGCGGAAAGAGAAGCUCGGAGUCUCCGCCCUGGACAUUGCACGGGUAGAGCAGGACGGCGAGGAGGACCUGGAGAAGUUGUUCCACUUUCACUUGAGUGGGCUGCACGCCGUCCUCUCCAAGCUCACCCGCAAGGCAAACACCCUAACGAACAGAUACAAGCAGGAGAUCGGAUUUGGAGGCUGUGUGCACUGAAGAUCCGGAUCUGGAUCCGGAUCCUUUCCCCUCCACGGGUGGAUGGAUUGAUGGAUGUUCACUGUAGACGGGAUAGGAUGGGACGGGAUGGGAUUGGAUGGUAGAGCAGAGUUGCACCGUACGGCCUGGUCCUGGUGCCGUAGUUUAACCUUAUCCUCUUGCAUUGGAAUCCCCCGGAUUAAAAAAAUAAAUAAAUAAAAAGAAACAACGUGGUUAACACGGCCCUAACUAAAACUUCCCUCAUUGUGGUUUGCACUUUGUGUAACUUGAAAACGUGUAUAUUUUUGUUUUGGCUUUCGAGGAAGCACGUGGUUAAUAUAAGUAUAAGCAGUUUUAUUUAACAUAAAAUGCUAAAAUGCUGUGGACGUCGCACAAUGGGACUAAAAGAGACUCAAAUAAAAAAAGCUAUCUUUUUUCUUGAUUGGAGACUAUCACUUUUCACUAAAAUAAUUUAUGUGCAAAAUGCUACUGCUGCAUAUUAAUCAACUUAAUCAGUGCAACAAGAGCAUAAAGAGAGAGAGACUAAAUGCCAAUGAUUCUGUGGUAGACGUAAUCAAUGACAAGGAAUCGAAUGAUAAUUCUGUGCAUUGUAUAGAAUGUUGACUGAUUCCAGGAGAUUAUGUUAACUGCUUAAUGUGUUUCUAAUAUGUUGAUGGCUUGUCGCGUCUUUUGUCUUUUGUUGUUUUGUUUUUUUAUCACAAGGCUGGUACGUAAAAUAAAUUUUCUAAUUGA